Molecule: messenger RNA, 3347 nt
Organism: Coturnix japonica (Japanese quail)
Lineage: Eukaryota; Metazoa; Chordata; Aves; Galliformes; Phasianidae
Gene: PIGZ
Product: phosphatidylinositol glycan anchor biosynthesis class Z (Gwada blood group)
Biological process (GO): GPI anchor biosynthetic process
Cellular component (GO): endoplasmic reticulum membrane
Molecular function (GO): alpha-1,2-mannosyltransferase activity
Source: RefSeq, a predicted model, not a curated record
AUAAAGCGCAGCGCUGGGAUGCACAACUCGAGUCAUUCCGUGCCUGCGCACUCGGCUCCCUCUGCGGCUCCCCCGGCCGGCACCGAGCGCCCCCUGGCGGCUGGAGGUGCAUCCGACAUGGCGGCGCGGCGGCUGUGGGCGCUGCUGUUGGCGCUGCGGGCGGGGUGGUGCGUGCUGCCGCAGGUCGGGUACCUGCACCCCGAUGAGUUCUUCCAAUCGCCCGAGGUCAUGGCAGGAGACAUUUUAAACCUACAGGUCUAUUAUCCCUGGGAAUUCCUUUCCAGCUCUCCCUGCAGAACAGCUGUUUUCCCUUUGCUGACCUCUGGAUUUGCCUACUGGGUGCUGAAGGCUUUGCAGCGGCUGGAUGUGUGCUCGCCUUGUGUCAGCAGCUACAGCCUUCUCGUGGCUCCUCGCCUUCUCCUCACUGUCUUUUCUUUCGUACUUGACUACAGCGUGCACCGAUUGGCUCCUCUCUGGGGAGCGGAUCCGUGGGCAGCGCUGCUCCUCCUUGCAGGAUCCUACGUCACUCUGGUGUUUUACACGAGGCCGUUCACCAACACACUCGAAGGAUUUCUCUUUGCUUUUCUGCUGGUGUUAGUUUGCUCCAGAACACCAGGCAGCAGCUGCACGAAGCCGAAAUGCAGCUCUCUGAUAGGUGUGGUGGUGGCUGCGGGCUUUUUCAACAGGCCGACCUUCCUGGCGUUUGCUCUCAUGCCCCUGCUCUACUGGGCGGGUUUAAACACUGGCUCCCAAAGGAGCAUUAAAACUCUCAUAAACCCCUUCUUAAAACUGAUCACCUGCGCAUGUUUUACCGCUGUUGUUUUCAUAGCAGCCGACACCGUGUAUUUUACCUCCGUGGGCUUGGACGGCCUUUUCAGCUCCACAAACAGCAGCCUGUUGGAUGUUAUAGCUCAGUUAAAUCACAGAGCUGUGCUGACCCCUUUCAACUUUCUCUGCUACAAUCUCGACUCUCGUAACCUUGCGCAGCAUGGAAGUCACCCCCGAGUGACGCAUUUUAUAGUGAACGGAGUCAUGCUCUUUGGGAUCUUACAUCUUCUGGCCAUUAAUGCUGCUUUUCAGAUGCUAAAGAAAUACAUCCGCCGGUUAAUGCGGGUGGGAUGGUGUAGUAAUAGAGGGUCACCCAGGUUAUCGGUGCACUCCGAGGGCCAGUCGAUGCUGCUGCUGUUUUAUUUUGUUCCUUUGGCACUUCUCUCCCUGUUCAGCCACCAAGAGCCUCGCUUUCUCAUCCCUCUCAUCUUACCAUUAGUCCUGUUCGGCGCAUCACACAAUAGAGCUGUGAAGUGGAAAACAAUCAUUAUCAUUUUUAAUGUUCUCGGGGCUUUCCUGUUUGGAUGCCUGCACCAGGCGGGGCUGAUACCGUGUUUGUUUCACUUGGAGCAUGUUGUGCAUUCUUUGCAGUCCUCAGACCACCCCAGGCACUAUACUCUGCUCUUUGCUCAUACCUACAUGCCUCCAAGGUCCCUGCUAAAUAUCGAAAAGAAAGACACGUAUGUAGAAGUGAUUGAUAUGGCUGGGUCCAAAGAGGACACCCUCUGCCAGGUGAUAGGGCAGCACACAAACAAUCGCACCUGCAGUGACUGUCACUUUUGGGUUAUAAUCCCCGGUACAGUCAGAGCCGCUAUUUCCAAAUGCAGUGUCCUGCUCAAGAAUGAGACUUUGAUAUUUCCACACUUAUCAAUGGAAGAUCCACCACAACUAUCCUUCCUAUUCAGUGAGAACUGGAGAAGUCAGUUAGGACUGUACAUCCUUCAGAUAGGCACAGCUCAGCAGAGCCUUUAGAUCUUUAGAAUAUUUGAUGUUUUCCCUUUGACUCUGCCCAGAUGUGCUGUCAGACCUUCCCCUUCAAGGUCCUGCACUCAGCACAGGCUGUUGUGAGCUCCUCCAUUCUCCCUUCAUGCUCAGUAUAGCCAUCAAUACCAAGAUCAGAAUCAUUCAGUCCCUGUGGUGUUUCUGAGAAGUUUGCCUCAUUUUCCUGAUGAGAAAGGAUGAACCCAGAGACCAGAAACCAAUUUGAGCUUCAUCCUCUUCAUAUGAGAUAUGCAUUAGAAGUUCUUAUCUCAGAUUUGUGGGCUGUGCUACUGAAAACAGGCAUUUAACUCAUCUGCUGGAGAGAAGUUACUGGAGUGGAACUUCAUCUGCUUCAAUGUGGUUUUACCUUAAUGAUUCUAUGAACCUUUAUGCUCUUGCAAUUUCAGCCCCUCCUCUCUGUCACUGUAUCAGUCACCAUACGGACACCAGUGUUACAGUAUUCUUUGUAUUGAUGUAACAGAAUCAGAUUUAGAACAAGGAAGAUGCUUCAGCACAAGCAUUUGUGCUAAAUCCUAAAACUGAAGUAUUAUUUUGCCUGUUUAGUGUUUCUUGAUGCAGUAAAUCCCACGGAUGCCCUGCAUACAUAAUAUGCACAGCAACCUGAGGGUGCUGCCUGAUGGAAUUAAGUCUGACUACUACUUAUCUACUCCAAAAAGGGCAGCUCCCUUCCUGUGUUCCUGUGGUGUUUUGCAGCUGUGACUUUGGGCACUGCGAUGUGCUGCUUCAAGGAGCUGCACAGACAGAACUGACACCUUGCAGGGGUUUGAUCCCCGUCCCUCCCAACCAAGGGGAUCCCUGAGCUGACCAUGGGGUUAAAGAAGCACCAGGUCUGCCACAGGUGAGUGUGUGAGGUUAAAGGGGGAAGCUGCAUCUUUUGGGCACCCCUCCCCUUUCUGUAACAGCUCCCCAUUGAUUCAGCUUAGUUGGAAUGAUCACAUCCUGGCACUCUCAUAGAGCACAGUCUCAUUUUAAAGCAGGACGCAUAUAACCCUCAGCUUCAGCAAACACACGUGCUUAGUAGUACAGCACAACUAAACAUCCAGGUUUUUAUGUUCACGAACUUCUGAAUUCAAAACCAUCCUGACAUGGAGCAAGAUACUAAUUUGGUCUAUUUGUCAGGCCUGUCCCUGUGAAAUGAAUUAAUUCUUUCUGCUUGCAGUGGCAGUGAAGCUUUUUGCAGUUCUCCAUCCGCACAGCCUUGAUUAAGACCUUAUUUGCCAGUUUUGCAUUGUAAGUCCUCCAUGUGCUCACCAUGAACCCUCCAUCCCUCCCUGCUGAGUCCUGCAUGCUGACGGUGUGUGCUUUUUGGUGGGGGAGCAGCAGGGUGGCUGUGCCAUGUACUCAUGCAGCAGCAGGAGGAAUUAACAAAGCACCACAACACUGCGCUAAUGUAUAUGUUAAUUUCCUUUUUGUUCUUUUAAGUUGGGACAACAGCAUUGUGCCAGCAUUUGUAUUCCAUGUUACUAUUUUCAGCUAUUCUUAAACAGCUAUAAAGUCUGAUAAUAUUUUGAAACUUA